AUAUAUACUGCCCGUCAGAUUUCAAUUUAUUUAUUUUAUUGCUUAUUGCGAAUGGUCGAAGGAGAAAGAUUUGUCUGGCUCCUGAAUUUUAUUUCAAUUACUUUAUUCCUGAAAAGGACGCUUUGGAAACUAACUUGUGUUUGUGCAGUGGGAUGCAUAACGAGAUGAUGCUUCACCGGCAAGUCGACAACAACAACAACAAAAGGGCCAUGGAGAACAAAAAAAGCAUGGACGGAGGGGCCGCCAUGAAAGCUGUUACUGCCUAUCUCUCCAUAAACCCACAGUGUAAAAAAGCCAUGCAGGAAUACCUGUGUACAGGACAAAUUAACGAGAAUUCCGUGCGGUACGAAAAUAUCCGGGAAUAUUUGACCAUCUGCAGCUCGAUUCCGAACCUCCGCGAUCUAAGAGAUAUUUGCGUGAAGAAACUCGUCCAUAACUUGGACAAAAGAAACAUGUUUGAGAUUUUUGACUUGGCCGAUGAGUUUGACUUGGCAGAGGUUUCCUGUAAAUGUGCGAACGAGAUAGUGGAAAGCAUAGAGCGCGCUAUCUUGUUUCCGAAAUUUUUGUCGCUUUCGAAUUCGCAGAUGGAAUCCCUUGUGAGCAGCCCAAUGUGUAAAAACAAACUGUGUCUUCGCGACGCUUUGUAUCAGUGGUGGCAGUGUGAUGCUGAAAAACGCAGCCAGGUCUAUAAUGAUCUGAAACACCAAGUUGACAGUAAUUUGUUCCCAGUUCAGAAACGACAGAGUGAAGACAGGUCGUACCUGGUGACAUUUUCUCUGAAUCAGACGGUCAAGAAUCAUUACUGCCCGGGCGGGAAAGUUUUGGAUGUGCAGCUCGGAAAAGAAUACAGCGCUAGUAUGAAGAAACACUUGGAAAUGGACCCUGGAUUCGCCGUGUGCUGUCUCCAAAGGGACGUCUCGGAGCCUCCGUACAUCUUCCUGUCCGGCGGCUGGCAGAAAUCGUCCAGGAAGAUGAUCGAGUAUGACGUCAUCAUGAACAAAUGGAGGGUCUGCAGCAACAUGAAAAACCCGCGAUGCUUUCAUACAAUGGAGGCCGCUAAUGACAAAGUCUACGUUUUUGGAGGAACAAACGGAAGUAAAAACGUUUCCCAAAUCGGCGAGUUUGACCGCAAGAAAAAUUCCUGGACGGUCGUUGGGAAGCUGAAAUGGAACGUCCAUUCCAUCAUAUCAGCUGUCCACGGAGACAUAGUUUAUCUUUUUGGCGGGGAGCAGGAAAAUGGCGACAGCGUGUCCGUUAUCCAAGUGUUUGAUCCCAAAACAAAAACCGUGGACAUCGUUGGGUAUCUCCCGGUGGAGUGUUCCGGGGGUCGGUGCGUCGUUGUCGGAACUUCCAUCUACAUUCUGACCGAACAGGGACACUGUAUCAAAUACUGUGUCGACAAAAACGAGAGUGCCAUGAUGGCGAGUCAGCCUGAACGCCGCCGAAAAUUUGGCGCCUUCCUGCAAGGGAGCGAAAUCUGUCUGACCGGGGGCGUUGACUCGCAGAAAAACUCCCCAAAUAACAACUUCCGGUAUUCUAUAGUCGGGAGCACGUGGUCUGAUGCUCCCAUCACAGGCAAUAAAAGCCAGAGCGUGUGUGGACAGUGUCUUGUAAAGAUUCCUCGCGACAUUCAGUACAUUCCGUUUAAUUAACUUGCCGAUUUAUCGUGUUCUUUUAUUUUCAAAGCAAUGCAAAAUGUAUGGGAUUGGUGCAAAUAGACAUAUGUUCAAAAACGUUAUGUAUUUUUAUUGAUUUUAUGCAUUUAUUUUUUAUUCCACAAUGUUUAUUGCUACAAAUGUUCCUCGAGUGUUCAUCACAUUUGUUGAAGGCAUGCAUAAUAUGCGUUUUCUUUGUUUAUACCCAAUGCAUGCACAGUUUUAAACUGUCACUUUGUGCAUUUAUGAAUUGUUGUUUUGUAUAUUUACAAUAAAUUAAAUGGAAAAAAAAUUACAGCUUUGUU
This is a messenger RNA of Magallana angulata, 1960 nucleotides long. RefSeq names its product kelch-like protein 24. NCBI's taxonomy places the organism in Eukaryota, Metazoa, Mollusca, Bivalvia, Ostreida, Ostreidae. Gene Ontology annotation, molecular function: protein binding. The transcript is spliced from 2 exons. The coding region runs from base 153 to 1652 and encodes 499 amino acids. The record is from RefSeq and is a predicted model, not a curated record.